AACACCAAAGCUCUCAUCCCGAGAUAAACAAGAACCCUCAAAAAACAACGGAGAGGGGGCGGGGGAAGUUGGAGAGAGCAGAGCACUGCUCUGUUUCUGUUCGUCAGCGGUAGAGGAGGCAGGCAGGAGGGAGACGAGAGCGGCGAGCUACGGAGAGAGAUGGCGCCGCACGUGCGGGCGCUGCUCCUGUUCCCGCUCGUCGUCCUCCUCGCCUCGGUCUCGCCGCCCGGGGCCGACGCAUGGGGCAAGGAGGGACACAUCAUGGUCUGCAAGAUCGCCGAGAAGUACCUGUCGGAGAAGGCGGCAGCGGCGGUGCAGGCCCUGCUGCCGGAGUCGGCGGGCGGGGAGCUGUCGGCGGUGUGCCCGUGGGCGGACCAGGUGCGGUGGCACUACCACUGGUCCAGCCCGCUCCACUACGCCAACACCCCCGAAGUCUGCAACUUCAAGUCCUCCCGGGAUUGCCACAAUUCUCGUGGCCAGCAAGGGAUGUGCGUCGUCGGAGCUAUCAACAACUACACGGACCAGCUCUAUAGCUACGGCCUCUCAAAGAGCUCGUAUAACCUGACGGAGAGCCUGAUGUUCCUGUCGCACUUCGUCGGCGACGUGCACCAGCCGCUGCACGUCGGCUACGCGGACGACGAAGGGGGGAACACCAUCAUGGUGCACUGGUACCGGAGGAAAGCAAACCUCCACCACGUGUGGGAUGUCAGCAUCAUAGAUACGGCAAUCAAGGACUUCUACAACAAAAGCAUGGAUACCAUGGUAGAGGCUCUCGAGAUGAACCUCACAGAUGGAUGGUCUGACGACAUUACUCACUGGGCAAAUUGCGAGAACAAAUGGGCUACCUGUGCAAACGACUAUGCAAUUGAGAGCAUACAUUUGUCCUGCAACUAUGCCUACAAAGAUGUAGAGCAAGGCAUUACUCUAGAAGAUGAUUACUUCUUCUCUCGAUACCCGGUUGUGGAGAAGAGGCUAGCACAGGCUGGCAUCAGAUUGGCACUGAUACUCAACCGGAUAUUUGACAGGGAUAACGCAGAUGCAAUACCAUUACAAGUACAGUAAAAAUGGUAAUAAAAAAAAUAAAGGGGGAACUAUUAUUUGUUGAUGCUACCACGGGGAUUGAUCCAUUGCUACUUCAAUAAAUUUGCAUGACUUGUAAAAAGGACGUAUAACAUCCAGAGAAGUGAUUUGUUUCUCUUUUCUUGUAAUUAUAAACCUCUUUGUAUCAAUAUUUUCAUUAUACAGUCAGGCAUCGCCCUACUGUUGUUCCUCGAAAAAUUAAUUGCAGUUCAAUGCAAUUAUUUUCCACUCA
Phragmites australis (common reed) is the source of this 1312-nucleotide messenger RNA. RefSeq names its product endonuclease 2-like. Gene Ontology annotation, molecular function: endonuclease activity; nucleic acid binding. NCBI's taxonomy places the organism in Eukaryota, Viridiplantae, Streptophyta, Magnoliopsida, Poales, Poaceae. The record is from RefSeq and is a predicted model, not a curated record. Gene Ontology annotation, biological process: DNA catabolic process. Bases 160 to 1062 code for a protein of 300 amino acids. The transcript is spliced from 8 exons.